This is a messenger RNA of Helobdella robusta, 540 nucleotides long. RefSeq lists its product as hypothetical. The transcript is spliced from 9 exons. The record is from RefSeq and is a predicted model, not a curated record. NCBI's taxonomy places the organism in Eukaryota, Metazoa, Annelida, Clitellata, Rhynchobdellida, Glossiphoniidae. The coding region runs from base 1 to 540 and encodes 179 amino acids.
AUGACUUCAGUUUUGGUACGCAAUGAAUCUGAGAGCGUCUUAUUAUCGUCGCCCCAUUUAUACGUAGUACCACAAUGUUCCGUGCUCUUCAAUGUCAAGAUAAUAAUAGUGACCAUGUGCUAUAAGGCUCUCAUUGAAUGCAAUGUAUGGAAUUCGAUGAUUCUCAUACUGAUCCAUGGAAGCAUCUUGAUGUGGUUCCUCUUCUUUCCAAUCUACUGCAGAAUCUGGCCCUGGCUCGAUGUCGCCGAUGAUAUGGUCGGAAUGGACUACCAAAUCUUUACUUCCGGGAUGUUCUGGAUCCUGCUUAUGAUCGUUCCAUUUACGGCUCUGCUUAGAGAUAUUGUGGCUAAAAUAUUCUACAAGUACUACUAUCCGAUAGCGCCGGAGAUCCAAAAGCCGAUUAAUUUCGUUAAGAGGUCUAGUGCGUUUCUAAAUAGAGGCAUAUCUGAGAGUGUAUCCAAAAAGCGAAACAAGAGCAAAACCAACAGCAGCAACAACAACCACGAAACUAUAAGAAUGUUAACCGGAAGUAGGGAAUAG